Messenger RNA from Coregonus sp. 'balchen', 2147 nucleotides. The record is from the annotation of a GenBank genome assembly. NCBI's taxonomy places the organism in Eukaryota, Metazoa, Chordata, Actinopteri, Salmoniformes, Salmonidae.
CCUGAAACGCCUGACUGCCCCCCUGAAACUCCUGACUGCCCCCCUGAAACUCCUGACUGCCCCCCUGAAACUCCUGACUGCCCCCCUGAAACGCCUGACUGCCCCCCUGAAACUCCUGACUGUCCCACUGAAACUCCUGUCAACAGAGAGAUGAGAGACUCCCCCACAGCCCCACAGACUGACAGAGCAGACCAGGAGGUGGAGGAUCCCACAGCCGGCAGGUAUGUAUGGAGAUAUCAGGAGAUAUGUUUGGGGUGGACCAGAUGGUUUAAGCUGAUUGAAAGCUAGUUUGACUUGAUUUUCUCUGUCUGAUUGUUCAGUGCAUCACUGAUAAUACUCCUGUGUAUGUUUUGAUUAUGACAGGGAUAGUGAGGAUGUUUGUGAUGAUGAUGACGGUUGUUGUUGUUACUAUCGUUGUGUUAUCAUCAUGAUUGUUGAUUGUGACAUGAUCCUCCGAUAGGUCUCCAACAGAUCAGAUGGCUGACGUGCACCAAACCAGGAGUCAGAUAUGGAAAGUCGGUUUGAUCAUCCUGUGUCUGUCUGUCACACUGUCUUACCCAUUGGUAACUUUCAGAUCCAACUCUACUGAAGUACGCUGCCUUCCUCCCCCUGAUCUCUCUACCUGCCCUCUUCACACAGCCAAUGAGACUGUAACACCAGUCAAGGGUUCAAUGCAUCUAAUGGUGUCUGCAUACCAGGACCACAGGAAAGGGGGAGCCACGCGCAUCGUUGCCAUGGUCAACAGAGACCGACCCAUGUCUCUGUACUGUGUGUUGUGCUGCUCUGGACACGCCCCCCAGGUCGUUCCAGCUGCUGUCGUAACACACAGCGUCCACUAUGGAUACCCGUAUGUGGCUGCAGACAUUCUUUGCCGUGAAGGACUAGGAUGCAACGCCACGCACGUCACUCUCAGCACAUCUCUCUACAGCCAGGACGCCCUCAACCGGCCGUUUCUGAGCAUCCAAAACCGGAAGAGACGGGAGGAGGACUUCCCCUUUUACCUCACCGUGUGUAUGUCCAGCAUGUUUGGAGACUACAACAACGUCCAACAGUUUGUCCAGACCAUGGAGUUUUACAAGCUCCUGGGGGUGCGGAGGGUUGUCCUCUACCUCACCAGCUGUGGGCCUGACCUGGAGAAGGUCCUCAAGCACUACGCAGAGGAGGGCACUCUGGAGGUGAUCGGCUGGCCCAUCAACCACUUCCUCAAGCCCUCUACUGGGUGGGAGGCCCAGGAGCUGGAAGGGGAUAUCCACCUAAACGGCCAGCUGACUAUCAUGAACGAGUGCAUCUACAGGAACAUGUACAGGUCGCGGUACGUCCUCCUGGCUGACGUUGAUCAGCUCCUGGUCCCGGUCUCACACAGCUCUCUGCUGCCCCUCAUGGAGGACCUGCAGGGGCAGCACCCCGACGCAGCCGUGUUCCUGAUGGAGACGCACCUCUUCCCUGCCACAGCCGGUACCGCUACGCCAGACCAUUCCGCACAGAGGAGGGCGCCGGGGGUGGAUCUGCUGGACUACAUCUAUAGAGAGCCUGUUCUUGAAGACGCCUUCCGCUCCUACAAGAUGGUGGUCAACCCCCGUUUGGUGCUGCAGACGGCCAUGUUUGAGGUGACACAGAACUAUGGGGACACUGUGAGGGUUCCGUCCGACGUGUGUAAGAUCAUGCAGGUGAAAAAGGCUCAGAGAGAGAGCUGGACCAAUGAGCAGCUGGUCCUCGACAGAAGCCUCUGGGAAUUUGGAGAUGAUCUUGUGCCCACUGUUGAUGAAGUUUUACAGAAAUUAGGAAUACAGACAUCUCCUUGGGAGUGGGAGACUUUAGUUGGUUAAAAGUUUUUCUACAUUUUGCAUUUGAUAGAGAUGAGAGAAACAGUGUACUGUUACCUGCUUCUGAUCUUCAGUCUAUGUUGUUCCACUCAACCCUGAACUUUUAUUUUUCUUUGGAUGUGUGGUCGUUUCCUGGGGGAAUUUGACUUAAUUAAUUAUGCCUAUAAUUGUUACUGCUUGUUCUAAACUUUCUUACAGUUUUUAAUGUUGACUUUAAUAUAAGAGCUCUUGUAAGAUUUAUUACGCAUGGCAAAUAAACUCAGUGCCAUGUUCAUCUACUGUUGCGCUCUAAUAUAUAUCGGCACCCUUGCACUUUACAAUGGA